Messenger RNA from Stomoxys calcitrans (stable fly), 632 nucleotides. RefSeq lists its product as uncharacterized. Gene Ontology annotation, molecular function: odorant binding. The transcript has 2 exons. Lineage: Eukaryota; Metazoa; Arthropoda; Insecta; Diptera; Muscidae. The record is from RefSeq and is a predicted model, not a curated record. The coding region runs from base 131 to 556 and encodes 141 amino acids.
UAAUUAAAAAACCGAAAAAAUAGCUGAACUAAAUUAAUUUUAAACAGAAAAAUUAUUGGAAUUGGUAUAAAAUGCCAAGUUUUUCCGAAUGAAGAGUCAUUUUUAAUGACAGCAUGACCAAAGUAGAAAUAUGAAGUUAGUAGACAUUGUAAUAUAUUUUCUAAUGCUGCUCUACAGCAGUGUGAAGAGUGAAACCAUGGAAGAAAUAGAUAACCUAGUGACUAAUUGUCUUAAAAAAUAUCCCGUGGCAGAUGACGAAUUUGCAAGGUUUCGAGAGUUGGAAAAAGAUCCCAGUCUGGCUAGUGACAAUUACAAAUGUUUUGGUACGUGUGUGUUGCAAGGCAGAGGAUGGUUUAUCGGCGAUGUCCUCGCAGAUCAUGUGUUUAUCAAAGCCGUAGGCGGUGGUAGAUUAGCAAAACAUGGUGACGAAUUGCAUCAUAUUACUAAAAAAUGUAAGCUUUUGGUUGGUGAUAACAACUGCGAUACGGUGUUCCAAGUUACUAACUGUUUGCAGGAAAAAAUUAAUCAACUUUUGCAAUUGGUGAAGUCGUUUUAGAAUGAAAUGUAAAACUUCGAAAUAAACAGUAUGUGAGUUGCGGCCAUUGAGCGAAUAAAAUCAAGAUAUAAAUCUU